GAUACUUUUAAAUGAUUUAUAACAAUACAAUCGUAUUUUAUUUCGAUAUUAUCUUAAAAGUGGGUAACAAGUGAGAUCGUUGAAAUUUCUGUUGUAAUUUAAUUUAAAAUGUUGUAUGUGAAUGGUGCAUUGGUGUUCAUUUUGUCAACAUUAAUUUAUUUUUCAUCAGCCCAAGAUGCAGAGUUUUGUAAUCGGUUACGAGAUCAGUACCAGAACUUAUCUGCAAUAGCCGAAUGGGUCCCUAAAAUGCUAGAUGCAAAUGCUAAAAUUCCCUCUGGUCUGUAUUCGGGUAAUCGUCAAGAAUUAGGAUCAUUCGACCAAUGUAUCAGUAUAAGUAGUACAUACAACAACAGUCUCUUUUAUGGGAAGUAUUGCUUAGCGACAGUAACAACUGAAUUGUUCAAUUUUCGGUGGGGUGCAUGCAUACCGUCACCAUGUACUUUUUCUAAUGUAACUAUAGCAAUAGACAUAGAUGCGUUAAAGUUCAUUUUGAAUAGUUCUUACAUACAAAUACUUUCUGAUGAAAGCGACUGCCAAACAAAGGAUACUAUUCACCCAGAAUUUACAAUAGGUGCAAUUGUUACAUUGUCCCUGUUAAGUUUAUAUAUUGCGUGCAUUUUUGUUGCAACCUGUAUUGAAGCGUAUAAAUUAAAUAAAGAAGAAAAGGUACCUCCACUAUGCUCCGCUGUUUCGUUAAUAGCCAAUGUUAAGAGAUUAUUUGCCAAAACCACUUCUCAGAAUCACCUACACUGUAUAGAAGGAUUGCGCGUUAUUAGUAUUGUAGUAAUAAUUUUUUGUCAUACACUUCAAGUAAUUGGAAGUGGACCUCUCAUAAACAUUAACGAUGUACUUAAUUGGAUGAAUGCCUGGCAUAGCCAGUUAAUUUUUGGCGCUUCAGUAACUGUGGAUACGUUUCUCGUAAUCACCGGACUGUUGGUUUCAUAUCCAUUUUUGUCAAGAAAUGAAAAAGGAAAAAAGUUUAAUGUGCCGCAAUAUUNAAGUAAAUAUAAGUAUAUAAAUCAAGAAACUCUCUUUAGAAUUACGCCCACAUAUGCGGUGGCAGUUUUAGCUGUUGCAACGUUGUACCCAUAUUUAGGAACAGGACCGUACUGGAUUUUCGCUUCUGAUGUGCAAUCACCCUGCAAAUCCUAUUGGUGGUCGUCGCUUCUCUAUAUUCAAAAUUAUUAUAAUCCCGAUGAUUUGUGCAUUACACCUUCUUGGUAUUUAGACGUAUACAUGCAACUUGUAAUUAUUUCACCAAUUAUUUUAAUACCCUUGGUUAAGUAUCGAAAGUAUACAUUGACUUUUCUUGGAAUCGCUUUAAUUUUUUCCGUUGCAUUUCCUUUUUACUUAUCCUGGCACUAUGAAUUACCAGCAAUCCUUACAAAUCCAAACGGAAACACAUCCUUAUACUUUAAUAAGUAUUACUAUAUAACUCAUGCUCGUCUCGCUCCUUGGAUAAUCGGACUAGUGCUGGGUUACAUCAUUUUUGAAAUAAAAAUGAAGAGAUUCCAGUUAAAAAUAAGCAAGCCGGUUAAUUUGUGCUUGUGGUUUGUAUGUUUUGCUACCCUGUUGACAAGCCUGAUUGUGGGUUAUGACCAUUUGAAAAGCCAGCAAUACAAUUACUGGGGAAAUGCGUUGCAUAUAUCGUUGGUAAAACCUGCAUGGUCAAUAGCAAUAAGCUGGUUAAUUCUGGCGUGUUACUGCGGUUAUGGAGGUCCUGUGAAUUGGUUUCUCUCGCUUCCAUUCUUCCAAAUGUUGGGAAAACUCGUUUUCUCAGUUUACAUUAUACAUAAGCCAAUUUUGUAUAUGUUAACAUACGUUAAAAGAAGUCCGUUUUACUUCAAUUUUGGGAACUACCUAACUGAGGGAGGUGCAAAUACUGUUUAUGCUUUUACAAUAGCCAUUCCAUGGGCUCUCCUUUUUGAAUUCCCAUUUGCUGUAAUUGAGUAUAUGUUAUUUAAUAAAUAAACACACACAAACAAAAGUAAUACAAUAUA
Molecule: messenger RNA, 2000 nt
Organism: Agrilus planipennis (emerald ash borer)
Lineage: Eukaryota; Metazoa; Arthropoda; Insecta; Coleoptera; Buprestidae
Product: nose resistant to fluoxetine protein 6-like
Exons: 11
Coding region: 109-1971 (620 amino acids)
Molecular function (GO): acyltransferase activity, transferring groups other than amino-acyl groups
Source: RefSeq, a predicted model, not a curated record